ACGAGAAAGUGCUACAAAGCGGACUUUGUGUAUCCGGACAAACUAUUUGCGGUGCAAUUAAGCGAGUUCGACAAUUAGAAGAUCAAUGUAAAAGCAUUAUUGUUAACAUCGGAUCUGUGGAUAUUAUGAAGGGCCGUCCGUUAGUGCAAAUAGAGCAUGACUUCCGUGAGCUCAUCAACUUAAUGUUCAAAAAAGGGUACACCCCGAUUUUAACGACGUUGGCCCCACUUGCGAACUUUGCACACGACAAACAAGUUAAAACUAAGUUGGAACGUUUUAACCAAUUCAUCAAAAAAGAGGGGAAGUUUUUGGUUGUAAUGGAUAUAUGGGCUUGCUUGGUAAAUGAACGAAGUCACAUACUAUUCGAUUGUUUCCAAAACGAGCCAAGAAUGGUGACGGGUACAUCAGAACCGUACGUAUUUUGGAACAAAAUUGGUCGCCAACGAGUUUUACAAUUGAUAGAGUCCAAAUUGGAGUAUUAGCAAUUAUACAAAAAUUUUUACAUGUCUGGCCAGCAUCUAAUGAAACGUAUCUAAGUAUUUGUGUAUGGGAAUUAUGUUAUUUCUGAAAUGUAUUACGAUUUUAACCUGUUGUUUGUUAUAUAUGUUAUUAUUGACAUGUGUAUACUUCGCAAUUGUAAAUUUAGAUUUUAAAACGACUAGAAGUUAAUAACGGUGUAAAUUAUAAGGUCGACCAAAAUUUUAAUUGUACGUAGAGUGCAUCAAUUCCUUCAACGACGUCAUUGAAAUCUAGAAGUAUAUUAAGUACUUCAAAAGCUUUAUUCUAAUGUAUAAAUGUGCACGUUAUAUAUUAAUGAAUAGAAUUUUUGAAAGUGGUGUUAAAUUCUUAACUCGCUAAUCCUGCAGAAAAUGUAAUAAAUCUACGUUUUGCAAAAUCAAUACCGGUGUUGAUUUUUCUAAAAAUGUAGAAUAUUUUCUUCUGGGUAGUUAACUGGUUUAUUUAAGCUUAGUAUUAAAGCGUAUUACUAUAUACAAAUAUUGAAGCGUAAACAUUUAAGCUUAGAUAUUAACUAAGAGAAAAUAUUUGUAUACAUAAAUAUGUGCAUAUUAUAUAUUGUACAAUCUGAGGAAAUAUGAACGAGCCAAAUAUGUAUCUAUGUAUGUACAUAUGUAUGUAUGUACAUACAUUUAUACUUAUAUAUAUAAGUAUAAUUAGCACUAAAAUUCUUUACAAUAAUACUUCUCUGAAGUUUAGAGUUUCCCAGCGCAAUUGUACUAUACACGCAAGACACUUUCAUACACACAUACGUC
Molecule: messenger RNA, 1271 nt
Organism: Rhagoletis pomonella (apple maggot)
Lineage: Eukaryota; Metazoa; Arthropoda; Insecta; Diptera; Tephritidae
Product: maternal effect protein oskar
Source: RefSeq, a predicted model, not a curated record